This is a messenger RNA of Babesia microti strain RI, 240 nucleotides long. Its product is annotated as large subunit ribosomal protein L38e. Gene Ontology annotation, molecular function: structural constituent of ribosome. Gene Ontology annotation, biological process: translation; protein-RNA complex assembly. Gene Ontology annotation, cellular component: ribosome; cytosolic large ribosomal subunit. Lineage: Eukaryota; Apicomplexa; Aconoidasida; Piroplasmida; Babesiidae. The record is from RefSeq and is a predicted model, not a curated record. The transcript has a single exon. The coding region runs from base 1 to 240 and encodes 79 amino acids.
AUGGCGAAGGAGAUUAAGGACGUCAAAACUUUCCUAACCACCCUAAAGCGCCCGGAUGCAAAGGGGAUUAUAGUUGUUAAGAAGAAACUUAGAAAUGGUAAUUUUGUUACCAAGUUUAAGACUAGAUGCUCCCGCUUCCUAUACACCUUUGUGGUCACCAAUCAGGCUAGAGCCAACAAAAUUGAGGCUAGUCUUCCCAGUGGAUUGCCAAAGAAGGUUAUUUCUACUAUUAAAAAAUAA